UGCACGCAAAACUCGAAUAAUCCUCCGGCUCUCAAUGUUUGCCAAACACCUGCUGCCACAUAACAUUAGCAGCAGACACACACACCUGCCACAUGAUAGGCAACACAGACAACGCGCCGAAACGAGCGCUCCUCCAACACGCCCUCUUGUUCUGUUUCUCUAGAGAGGGAAGUAAACGUGAGCUCGACUCUUUCUUCCAGCACUAGACCGACUUUUAUGAGAAGAAACGCAGGGGAUUCUGACUGAAACAGGACCAUCAACAGAACUCAGAUGAACACCCAAGGCUUUGGAGAAACAUUUGCAGACGUCUAUCCAAAUGAACCGUCCGCUUCAACCGAGCGCGCUUUGUUUUCACGGAAAGUUUUGGCUCUACUGUACGAGCGGGGACUGAAGAAGCGGUAGGAUGUCAAAUGCUACCACACAUGACAGCUUGUACCCCCACAUACGCGUUUGGGCGUCGGGGGUUUCUCUGGUCAUCUUGGCUCUUUUCAACCUGGUCAUCAACUGGACCAUCGUGCGAGAGCAGCGGCUGCGGAGCCACGCGCGCUUCGUCCUCGUGUUUCACCUGCUGUUCUCCGCGCUGGUUUACUUCGGGCUCUGCUUCAGCUUCUACUUACAAAACUAUCUGAAUGCGGCCACCACGGCCACCAUAUGCACGGUGCUAAUAAGAGGUCUGAUGACCAGCGGUUCCAACAUCAUCCUCACAAUCACGGCGAUGGCACUGGACCGUUAUUUCGCCAUCUGCUACCCGAUGCACUAUGGUAAAGUUUUCUUCAAGCCGUGGCCCUGGUUCAUCGGGAUCCUGACAUGGGGACUCGCAUCAGUCAUUCCUCUCACUGUGGCCCGCAGGAACGCCACGGGAACCUGCGGAAGGAAAGAUUUGCAGGGCGGGGAAUUACAAAAAAUCAUUUUGAUAUCGAUUUGCACUGCUCUUAUCGUGUGCAGCUAUGUGCGGAUCUUAUACGAGGGGCGACGGCUGGGUGUGCUUAACCGGCGCAACCGAGCUGCGUGUCGGACUAUCGCUCUCCACGGCACGCAACUCGCCGUUUACAUCCUCCCAAACUUCAUACUUUUUUUCCUGCAUAUUCUCAAGAACAAACUCAAGCCUGACACCAAAGAGCUCUUUGCUGUCAUAAGUUUUGUGUUCUUCAGUCUGGCGCAGUGUUUCGCGCCGAUAGUGUACGGACUGCGUAAAGAGGAACUACUGGAGCAUCUCAGUCACCGGUUCCCGUGUUUAUCCGGCCGGUUAAAACGCAUCUUGGAGUGGACUGUCAACGUCGCUCAUCCCAAACGAUGUCGCCAACAACGAGAGCGGAGGAUGACUUCAGAGACUUUAUUAUCUCGAGAGAUCUCUCAAACCACUGUUUGACCACCUUUGGAUUAAGAGACAAGCCCACUUUUGGCUCCUUCAAAUGGAAUAUGCACAAAACAAGACAAACUAAUACUGAAUUAAGGUUUUUGCAAUGCAACCUUUUUUGAAAUCAUCUCCGAAAUUCAGGCAGCACAUUUUUCGACUGUUGACUCACAAAACUUCAAGACACGAGUUCAUCAAGUCUGGAUACAAUACCGCGACCACGUGUUCAGGAGUCACUCUUGCCAAAAGCGUGAUUUUCACACCAGCAACAUUAACUGUAAAUAGUCCUAAUGACUUACUCAUGUGAUGCGUCAUGUGAACAAUGGGAAGAUGCCUAGAUGUAAAGCUCAUUUUUGUAAAAGCGCCACAAACGUUUUCUCUGUUAGCGCUUGAUUUAGCACAUAUUUUGCAGUCAUUACCAUGUAUAAAUAAGCUAACGACCCAAGAAAGACUUGGAUUUAUACAACUGUGAAGCAAGAUUCGUUUGUCAUGUAUGUUGUAAAACUGUAAGGUUUGUAGAAUUAGAUAUAUUAUUUCUAACACUGCAGCAUCCUGAGUUAACAAGAUACACUGUUUAAUAAGGUCACUAACGUUCAUCUACAAUUUCCUGUAAACGCUCACUUUACAUUAUAUGUUCACUUCCCUCAGAAGCCAGUACACUUGGUGAAAGAACAUAAUGCAUAAUGGUUUUAAAGCACUGCAACAGGGCACAUAUUAAUAAUAAUGCCUUUUUUUUGCAUGAUACAACUGUGAUAUUAACAGAUAUUCUCUGUAUACUUGCUUAAUGCCUUUCGAGAGAUGCUGCAGUAUCAGACGAA
Danio aesculapii is the source of this 2172-nucleotide messenger RNA. RefSeq lists its product as uncharacterized. Gene Ontology annotation, cellular component: membrane. NCBI's taxonomy places the organism in Eukaryota, Metazoa, Chordata, Actinopteri, Cypriniformes, Danionidae. The record is from RefSeq and is a predicted model, not a curated record. Gene Ontology annotation, molecular function: G protein-coupled receptor activity. Bases 404 to 1369 code for a protein of 321 amino acids. Gene Ontology annotation, biological process: G protein-coupled receptor signaling pathway. The transcript has 2 exons.